Molecule: messenger RNA, 1791 nt
Organism: Brugia pahangi
Lineage: Eukaryota; Metazoa; Nematoda; Chromadorea; Rhabditida; Onchocercidae
Source: the annotation of a GenBank genome assembly
AUGGCCCGCAAGAAGGGUAAAGCUUGGAGAGCAAAACGUAGGAAAAUUUCUCGAAAAAAUUCAGCCCGUAAAAGCAAUGAACUAUCCAGUUCAAAAACAUCCGGCCAAAGAUCAUCCGGUCCAAGACCAUCCAAUCCAAAACGAUCCGAUCCACAACCAUCCGAUCAAGAAUCAUCCGAGACAGAAUCAACCGAGACAGGAUCAUCCGAUCAAGAAUCAUCAGAUUCAGAACAACCAGAACCAUCAGAUCCAGAAAUAGCUGGUCCAGAAGCAUCAGGUCCCGAUCCAAGGCCACCUGAACCAGGACCAUCUACCAGUGCAGUGGCAACAGAUUCAGACAAUAAACCACCCGAGAAAAGUCCAGAGGAACAGAGGCGUGAAAUUACACGAAAGUUUUGUGAAGUGCUAAUGUCAACUUUAAGCAUAUUCAACUUCGGAGAGAAAAAUAAUAUACCAACUGAAGUUCUAAUGCUAAUUUUCAUAAAGGGUAGAUGGAGAAAAAAUCCAGAAAUACUACUACCGAGCUGGGUUAAACAUUAUAAUAAAUUCGGUAGAAUAGAUGGACCAGGAUUUAAUUAUAUGCGAAGAGAUUUUCGUAUCAUAAGAAUUGAAGUAUCAGCUAAUAUUAAAAGAUUAAUUAAAAAAUUUCCAUUUGGAUGCGAAGAAGAAAAUGAAAUUACCUCAGAGAAUAAAGAGACUGAGAAAAAUGGUUCAAAUCAAGAAAAGGAUGAAAAAACCGAAGAGACUAAUGCAAAAGAAGAAGUAAUAACUGAACAGUCUACUUUAAUGGAGAAUGUGACAAGUGAAGAGAAUGUGACAAGUGAAGUGAAUGUGACAAGUGAAGGGAAUGUGACAAGCGAAGUGAAUGUGACAAGCGAAGUGAAUGUGACAAGCGAAGAGAAUGUGACAAGCGAAGAGAAUGUGACAAGCGAAGAAUUUAGUUCAGAGGAGAAUGUGACAAACGAAGAAUCAAAUGAAGAUGAAGAAAAUGAAGAAUCUGGAUCAGAAACGGAUGAGGAAGAUGAGGACAAAGAGGAUAAUAAGGUAUCUAGUGAUGAAGACGAUGAUAGCUGUAAUAUGCCAGCAACCUUAUUAACCGAAUUACGACAAGAUUAUGUCAAAAAAUCCGCUGCGGCUAAUAUUGCUCUCGAAAUAAUUUGCAUGUCUAAAACACUAAUACGUUUGUUUAUUUUUGAAAAGCAUCAGAUGGUAACUGAAUGGGAAAUGGCUAAGGAAGCAUACCUUUUACGAACCUUAGAUUGGAGAUUAGCACCAGGAAUGAAAAUUCUUUGUGAAGAAAUAGCCAAGGAAAUGAUUGAGAUUGAUAAGGCUCUCGAAGCUAUUUUAUGUUUGGUACGAUAUGAAAUGGCAUCAAAUUUGAUGGAAAAACUUGAGGAAUGCUUCGGAACUGAACUGCAGGAGAAGAAAUGUGUUCCACGUAAGAAAGGUCACGAAGAAGAGGAAGAUGACGGUAAUGAUAAAAGGGAAGAAGAAAAAGGUGAGGAAGCAGAAAGAAGAGAAAUUUUGGCGCAUUCUUCAACAGAGUCGAAAAAUGUUGGUCGGAUGGAAAAAAGUGAACAAUCUGAGGAUGAUAAUGAUGACGAUGAUGAUGAUGACGAUGAUGAUGACGAUGAUGAUGAUGACGAUGAUGACGAUGAUGACGAUGAUGAUGAUGAUGAUGAUGAUGACGAUGAUGAUGAUGACAAUGAUGGUGAUGACGAGGAUGGUGAUAAUAUGAUCGAUAAUGAGAGAAAAACGGAAGAAAUUGUUAAUAAAAAAAAAAAGAAAUGA